CUCCUCCUCCUCCUCCAAACAUGGCGCCGGCUCGCUGCUGGGCUGCCUCCCCGACCGACGACGCAGAAAAGCAGAGAAAGAAGCGCAGAAGCAGCGGGUAGAAACUUUCUUUUAACGUUUUUAGAAUUUGUUUUUAACUUUCUCCCGCUGUUUGGAGAGAUCCACGGCAGACUUUUACGCGCAGCCUGCUUGUUUGGAGACGUUUGCGCGUCAGGGUGUGUGCGUAACGCGGAUCUCACCUGACCGACGAAGGUAGAUUUCACUCCGCUUGUUGUAGGAUGUGAAUCUCCCUGAUUUCCCCUGGUUGCGGAGCGCAGAGGCGGACAUCUGCGGGGAAAACAUGCGCAGCCCUGUGAGGAGCAGCACCGCAGGCGCAGCUGAGGACUGAGACUUUCCACGGAGGAAAAAGAAGUUUUCCACUCUUCAGGAUGGAUGGAGAACAUUCAGGAGUUGAGAGGGAAAGAGAGAGGCUUCCACCCAUCUUCACCAGCUCUCCUCCUGUUUUGGGACGAGGACCCAAGCAGCCGUUUCCGUCUCUGGGAACCUUCAUCUCCACGCUAAGCCAGAGGAGAGAUGCAGGAGGGCGGGGCUUCGCCAUAGGCAUCGGGGGCCCGCUGACCGGCCCGCUGGGGAUCAGGCACACGGUGAGAGAGCUGCCUCCCAUCUGCAGCGACGUCCGGCAGAAACAGCGGCUCUCCAUCGACACGCUGCCUCAGGAAGUCAAAGCUCCGUUCCCCUGCGACCCCGUCAUCCCCAUCCGGACCAAAACCACCAAGGAGUUCCAGGAGGACGUGGAGCGAGCCGCCCAAUCAGGUGACUGGAGGGAAGUCAGAGAGUUUUACCUGACGACCUUCGACUCCUUCGUAGAAAUCAACGCCGCCUUUAAGCGAGAGGCGAACGGAUUGUUCAACACUAUCGAGGACUCAGGGGUCAACGGCAAGUUCGUCAGCGCGGUUUACGACUCGCUGCUCAGCACACCUCAGGACAUCCAGAAGUCGGUCUUGAAAGGAAUCAUCAACAGCCUGCUGAGAGAGUGGAAAGGGCCUCGGACAAAAGACGACCUGCGGGCGUAUUUCAUUCUGAUCCAGAACCCCCAGUAUUCCAGCACCAGCACCUACGUGAUCUUCGCUCACCUGCUGCGGCAGAUCGCAGCGUUGUCCGAGGCCGACCACCACUUCCUGGUUCACUGGCUCAAGAGGCUGUCAGCCAGGCGCUUCCGGCAGCUGGUGGAGCGCCUCCUGCAGUUCAUCUCCACGCGCCUGUUUUCUGCAGAAGCAGACGAGCUUCCUCCUUCAGCCAAGUGUUCCUGGUGGAUUCCCUCGGCCACCAAAGUGCUCAGCCUGUUCAAUGCAGCCAACAGCGUCUCCUCUCCUCCCAUCAUGCCCUUCACCGACUUCUACAACAUCACUCUGGAGCACAUAGACUUCAUGGAAGACUACAGGACCUGGCAGAACUACGGCAACUCAAACAGGUUUUCUUUUUGUCAGUUUCCCUUCAUCCUGUCGACUGUGGUGAAGAAAGCCAUCAUUCAGAAGGACUCGGAGCAGCAGAUGAUCAGCCAGGCCAGGCUAAGCCUGGUGAGCAAAGUGUCCCGCAGGCAGAGGGUGGACAUGAACCUGCUGUUCCUCAACAUUAAAGUUCGACGAGCACAACUCCUGAGCGACUCGCUGGAUGAGUUGAUGAGGAAACGGUGCGACCUGAAGAAGAAGCUGCGGGUGACGUUUGUCGGGGAGGCGGGGCUUGACAUGGGCGGUCUGACGAAGGAGUGGUUCCUGCUGCUGGUUCGUCAGAUCUUCCACACUGACUAUGGGAUGUUUUCCUUCAUGAAGGACUCGCGCUGCCACUGGUUCAGCAGCUGGAAGAGCGACAACUACUCUGAGUUCCAGAUGGUCGGGACUCUGAUGGGCUUAGCGGUUUACAACAGCAUUGCUCUCGACAUCCACUUCCCUCUCUACUGCUACAGGAAGCUGCUCACUCCGCCCACUGUACCAUCUGAUCCUAAUGCUUUCGUUGGCACGGCAACGGCCACCUUGGACGACCUGCAGCAGGUCAUGCCUGAUUUGGCUCACGGGUUGGCGGAGCUGCUGAGCUACGAGGGAAACGUGGAGGAGGAUUUCUACCUCACCUUCCAGGUGUUCCAAGAGGAGAUGGGCGUUGUCAAAUCCUACAACCUGAAACCCGGAGGAGACAAAAUCUCCGUCACCAAGCAGAACAGGAAGGAGUACGUCCAGCUCUACAUCGACUUCCUGCUGAAUAAAUCCAUUUACAAACAGUUUGCUGCCUUCUACCACGGCUUCCACAGCGUGUGCGCCUCCGACGCUCUCAUGCUGCUGCGGCCGGAGGAGGUGGAGAUGCUGGUGUGCGGCAGCCCGGAGCUGGACAUGAGCGCUCUGCAGAAAGCAGCUCAGUACGAAGGCUACGGCAAGAUGGACGCCACUGUGAGGUUCUUCUGGGACGUGGUUCUGGCGUUCCCUCCGGAGCUGCAGAAGAAACUGCUGCAUUUCGCCACCGGCAGCGACCGCGUUCCCGUCGGAGGAAUGGCCGACCUCAACUUCAAGAUCUGUAAGAUCGACGUUCCGACAGACUGGCUGCCCAUCUCUCACACCUGCUUCAACCAGAUCUGUUUGCCUUCGUAUCGAACACGGAAGGAGCUCAAACACAAACUCACCAUCGCCAUCUCCAACGCCGAAGGCUUCGGCCUGGAGUGAAGGGCCUGCAGACAGGAACACCAACAGAGACUGUCACACUGCGUGGAUCUCUGUGGAUCUCUGUGGAUCAGGAACUGAGCAGGUCCCAUUGUCUCCUGAUAGGCAGAUCAGACCGGAGCUUUAACCCAACAGCUGAACAACGGCUCAACAAACCGCUUCAUUUCCACAUCAGCUCUGUUGGUUCUGCUUUAACAACCCGAUAAACACAAACCAAUUGAUCUGCAACACUGUGCAAAAGCUUUACGCAGUUUAAAUGUUUAUUUCCUCACUGCAGAGCUGAACAGACUCUUCAGUCUGGGAAACUCUGCCUGCCAAGUGAACAAGAGAACAAACCUGAUGCCGUUUACUAUCCGUUCCUAUUUUAGACUGAUGGUAAAACCUUUUGCAGCUUUAAAGUUUUGUUUUAUUGAUAAAACUUUUGCACAGUAUUGUUGAUGUUAUCUGGGAUAUAAGUCUGACUAGUCUCUGAUCAGUGAAAAUAACGUUAAAAAUUCCCGUUUUAAUGUUGUAACACACUGAGUUCUUGUUGAAGUCAGAAAAGUCCAAUCAUCAGUGGGUGAAAACGGUGGAGCCUCCAGCGUCAGGCAGGAUUGAUUUUGCAGGAAGCAAACAGAAACACCUGAAGACCAAACUGAACAACAUCCUCCUGGAAUGGCUGCCAGCCUGGAUUUGAACAUGAAAUCAACUAUUUUGAUUCUAAAUCUAUUGAUUUACAAACCGUGAUCAGUUUUUCAGAACAGAAACAAAGACAGUUGAGAACCUUUUUGGCAUAAAGUAUAAAUGCCUCCAGUUCCAGAUGAUGAACUUAAACUAAAUCAUCUGAAUAAACUCCUAAACUUUCAUUUUAUGAUCUGCACACCUGAUCCCAUAUAUUUAAAUAUGGCUGCCAUCCAGGAAGGCUAAUUAUUAUUUAUGUUAGAGUCACCGUGUUUUCCAGUUGGAGUUAUCAUGCAACAUGUUUUGCUUUUUGCAAAAAGCUCCCAUUUCUGCUGCAACAUUAACAGCAGAGGCUCCAUUUUAUUGUUUCUCAGGUAUUGAUUUGAAUCAAGGAUAUUUUUUUCUGCUCCUGUUUAUUCGCACACUGUUGGUUAUAAACGGAUUAAUCAGGAGAAUCGAGCUGUUGAAGUUUAACUGAAGGUAAAGCUCAUGUACGUAAGCUAGCUUGUUGGACGUAACGGUGUUAACGUCUGACACUUUAUGAUUUCCAGAAAUGUUUUUUAUUUGCUUUGUUUGCAGCACACUGUUACGACUGAACGCUUUACUCUGAAGAAUGCUUUUGUAUAUUAUGAGACGUAGCUUGUGGCUUGUUUCCUGUGACAUUGCGGCCAGUUUGAUUGAACAGAGGCUGCAGCAGAAGUGUUGCUUUGCAGUGUUUUGUCAGUGUGACGUUCAGGAGCCUGCAGACCGGCUGGUAGAGGAAUCGUCUUCCAGACUGGCUGCUGUGUUUGUGUGUUUGGUGCUUUUAAAUUAUUACUACAGGACGUCCAGUCCGGGUCCAACUGCACCGCCUCCAGAUCGAUGUCACUUUAUCCACACCUUUCCCAGUAACACCUUCCACUUAUUGAUCGCUCUGCUUGAUGCUCAGACCAGUUCUACCGACAACCCAACCUACUGACCCAUUUCUCUAAAGCUUCACCUGGUUGGGUUCGGUUUACCUCGGAGAUCAAAACCUUGGAUCUAGAAAUGAUUCGUCUUCCAGUUUCAGGUUGGAAAAUCAGGGAUGUUAAUUAUUUUAUUAGAUUGAAUUAAAAAGAAAACCAGUUAAAACUAUGUUUAUCUCUGUGAAGCGGCCAUGUUGGAAGUAGAGGUUGGUUUCUGAUGGGAAACAUUAAAGUUGGGAGUUGAAAUGCAACAUUGGAUGCAUAACUUGAAAAAAUCCUGAGCUUUGAUGACACAUCUAAAUAUUGGACAGCCUUCAAAUCAGUCACAAUAACACCAGAGUCCGAUAUUAACCAAUAAUCCAAAAAUUAUUCUAAUAAAACUCAAUAAAUUCUCUGAUUGAUUGAAAUGAUCAACACAAGAUUCCCAGUUUACCGUCUUCUAGUCCAGUAACUGAACGACUGGAUCUAAAAUCCCAAACUACAUCUACACGUUUACUUUCUGUGUUAAAGUUUAGAUGUGAAACAUCAGAACAUCAGACACACACCACUGAUCUCAUUUUAUAGAGUUAUGAUCAGUUAAUGACUAGCGGUUAGUUAAAUCCAGUUGGUUAUCACUGGUGGCUGAAAGCGUCGAGUCCGGCAGGAUGAACUCCAGUGACCAGCGGUGGUGGAUCUGUUCCUGCCACUGGCCCGGCUCUAAUCUGGGUCUCUGGUUCAGCGGCUCCCUGACAGGCUGUGGUCUGGAAAAGAUCCUCGCUCAACAUUCAGUUUUCACUUCAGAGCCCCAGAAGCAGCUUCAGAUGCUUCUGCACACGUCUGCAGUCCAGAACGUUCAGCUGAUUCUACCACUAAACCCGUCUUUUUUAGUGUUGGUUCUAGAUCUACGGUACUGUCUGGUCCAAAGUCCCAAAUAGCAAACUGACGUAUCCAGGCAACGGUGGAGAAACUUCUCUGGCUGCACCGUCCAAAUUUACAUGGCAGUAAUCUGGGUCACUCAUUCACUCAGCCAACAAUGGAUCCUUUAUGUUAUGUAAUGAUGGGGCUGGAGCUGCUCUGCUUAGAGACGGACCGGGCCAGAACCCCAGAACCGGGCCGCUGGUUAAAGGCUGGUUUCAGAAAUGUGUUUGACUUUGACUCGGUUCUGUUGCACGUCAAAUGGACCAAACUGUGUCAGGCUAUACAGUGGAGGAGUGAAGACCCGGUAGAAGAUCCGUUUGAAAAUAGUUCAAACUGGUUCUCGGGUUUGUUGAGAUGUAAUUAUUUUCUCUGGUCAGGCGUUUAAAUUAAACGAGGACGGAUCGGAGGAGGAGCAGCUGACCCGUGCAUGACCCGGUUUGUAAACCCGCUGUGGCUUUUGUUGCUGUGUAAGGUACAAUGAUGUGACUCCACAGAUAUUUGCAAUAAACCCAAACGAAGGCUCACGCCUCCUGAUAAAA
Molecule: messenger RNA, 5745 nt
Organism: Xiphophorus maculatus (southern platyfish)
Lineage: Eukaryota; Metazoa; Chordata; Actinopteri; Cyprinodontiformes; Poeciliidae
Gene: hectd2
Product: HECT domain E3 ubiquitin protein ligase 2
Exons: 22
Coding region: 429-2708 (759 amino acids)
Biological process (GO): protein polyubiquitination
Molecular function (GO): ubiquitin protein ligase activity
Source: RefSeq, a predicted model, not a curated record